This is a messenger RNA of Frankliniella occidentalis (western flower thrips), 745 nucleotides long. RefSeq lists its product as uncharacterized. NCBI's taxonomy places the organism in Eukaryota, Metazoa, Arthropoda, Insecta, Thysanoptera, Thripidae. Bases 46 to 516 code for a protein of 156 amino acids. The record is from RefSeq and is a predicted model, not a curated record. The transcript has a single exon. Gene Ontology annotation, molecular function: odorant binding.
UAUAAGCGGCGCGCGUGCACCGCGGGCGACCACUCCGCAUCCACCAUGAAGGCCGUCAACGUGGUGGUGCUGGUCGUGGCCGCGGUGCUGGCGGUCGCCUCGGCCGAGGACAACCGCGACAAGCUCAUCCCGGAGUACAUGGCCGCCGCCAUGGACUGCGUCAAGGACUACGAGAUGGACUUCACCGUGUGCAAGGAGAUGAUGAAGGACGGCGUCAACCUGGCCGAGGAGAAGUUCACCCCGUGCAAGUGCGUGCCCGCGUGCGUGGCCAAGAAGCGCAAGCUCAUGUCCGAGGACGGCGAGUACGACGUGGACGCCUUCACCAAGGCCGUCAACGAGUUCGGCUACGAGCCGUGGUCCGAGGAGUACAAGAAGGUGUUCCCCAUCUGCAAGGACUCGUACAAGGGGAAGAAGAACUGCGAGGCGGCCGCCGCGCUCGCCGUGUGCGCGUGGAAGAACUCCAAGAUGAUGCGCGACACCGUCGGCCAGUACAUGGGCCAGAUGGACGGCGAGUAGCCGCCCCAAAGCCGCAGGUCGCCGCGCAGCAGACGCGCCGCCGCUGUACAUAGCCCGCCCGCCCGUCUCGGCCCCCAGGUCGCCCCCGCGCUAGCCCGCCCGUCGUCCAGCCCCCAGCUACGGCCGCUUGUUCUAGUUUCGUUUGUAAGUCCGUUCGUUUCGUUCGCAUAAUGUUUGUAAUUUUUAUUUUCCAACAAUAAACAGGUUGACUUGCCCUAGUCUCGUGAAA